AUGAAUCGACUUUCAAUUGAGAGCAAGGUUUUUAUUUUAUUUUCAUUUGUUUUGUUCAGCAAUGGAUGGCAAUUCUCUGGCACGCUGGUACUAUGUGGAAAGUCAUUGGCUGAAAAUGAAGUUGCUAAGUCAUUGAAGGCUAAUAACAUUCUUAAACUCCCUGAUAAUAGUGAAGUUUCAAUAAUUUUGCAAUCAGAAAUUGGUAAACCUGUUGAAGAAGAGUCUUUCAAUGUUGAACUGUACAUGAAUUCUCUUUCCACCAAUCAAUUUGGUCAAUUCCUGAUUUGGUCUCCGCAGUUGUCUUCUACGCACGACGUUGUUUCUCACAACUUCUGUGAGCUUCCAGUUGGUUCGGUUUGUGUUGCUGAUGUUCAGUUUAAAGGGCGAGGUCGAUCAAAGAAUGCAUGGGAGUCUCCUAAGGGUUGCCUUAUGUUUUCUUUUACUAUACAAAUGGAGGAUGGAAGAAUUGUGCCUUUGUUACAGUAUGUGGUGUCUCUUGCUCUCACAGAGGCUAUAAAAGAUAUUUGUGACAGACAUGGAUUACCAUACAUUGACGUUAAAAUAAAAUGGCCAAAUGAUCUAUAUUUAAAUGGCCUAAAAGUUGGAGGCAUAUUGUGCACUUCAACAUAUAAAUUGAAGAAGUUCAAUGUCAGUGCUGGUAUAGGUUUAAAUGUAAGUAAUGAAGAGCCAACAACAUGCUUGAAUGAAGUUCUCAGAAAGUUGUCCAAUUCUGCUUACCAGUACACGAGAGAAGAUAUCCUUUCAGCUUUUUUUAAUAAAUUUGAGACCUUUUAUGAUCUUUUCAUAAAACAAGGAUUUCAAACUCUUGAGGAGCUAUAUUAUAAGACUUGGCUACACAGUGGGCAGAGAGUUAUUGUACAGGAUAAGAAUGAGGACCAAGUAGUCGAGAGUGUUGUGACUAUUCAGGGAUUGACAUCAUCUGGAUAUUUGUUAGCAAUUGGUGACGACAAUCAAAUGUGUGAGCUUCAUCCUGAUGGCAAUAGUUUUGACUUCUUCAAAGGACUUAUCAGAAGAAAACUUCAAUGAAGGAGAUUUCAGAGUACCCUUCCACUGGAGGAAACUGUCACGCUGCAUCAUGUGCAGAACUGAAGAUUUUUUGUUGUUUUUAUGUUUGUCUCAUUGUCCCAAUACUUAUUCUAUUUCCAUUAGUUCAGAUUUAAUAAAUGAGACUCUUGUACAA
Messenger RNA from Pistacia vera, 1201 nucleotides. Its product is annotated as biotin--protein ligase 2-like. The transcript is spliced from 9 exons. Gene Ontology annotation, cellular component: cytoplasm. Gene Ontology annotation, molecular function: biotin--[biotin carboxyl-carrier protein] ligase activity. The record is from RefSeq and is a predicted model, not a curated record. NCBI's taxonomy places the organism in Eukaryota, Viridiplantae, Streptophyta, Magnoliopsida, Sapindales, Anacardiaceae. Gene Ontology annotation, biological process: protein modification process. Bases 1 to 1047 code for a protein of 348 amino acids.